Molecule: messenger RNA, 579 nt
Organism: Arabis nemorensis
Lineage: Eukaryota; Viridiplantae; Streptophyta; Magnoliopsida; Brassicales; Brassicaceae
Source: the annotation of a GenBank genome assembly
AUGGAUGAUAAGAGUAUCUUCGACCAAUAUGUCGAUGCAAUGAAGUCUUAUCAAUCUGGUUCUUUAAGCUUUAGCGAUCUCAAAAACAGAAUCGUUUACAUUCUCGGUAAUCACGAGGGUUUGGUCGAAGAGUAUCAUCAGCUUUUAUCGGAUUUAGCUUCUCUUGGUGGAAGAAACUCAAUCAAAGAGAAGACUGAAAGUGCGAAAUCAGACUUGGAACGAACGGCUCGUGAGUUCUUAAACAAAGUAGAAGCUCUGGACAAGGGUUUCUGCAAAGUGUUUCUCGAUGCGUUUAGGUCUCUAGGUGGUAUCGAGGUUCUUAUUGAACAACUCGAUGUGAUUUUACGCGAUAAUCCAUCGCUAAAAGAGGAAUUUAUAUCGCUCCUAAUCGAUUCCCGUUUACUCAGCCCGAAACGUGAUACGGAGGAGGCAGCCAAACCUAGUCCAGAAGACAAGCGGGCGAAACAAAAGAUUAGCGUAAAGUUGAAGAAAGUGACACCAUCGUAUUAUAUUAGACCUGGAGAAGAAAAGGGAUCUUCUUCUGAUGAGAGACGAAGAGACUACCUUUGCACUAUGUAA